ACAGUUCAUGAUACACUAGACCAGACAGUUCAUGAUACUUUAGACCAGACAGACUUUGAAUUUGAAAGUUAUGCUGGGUCAGUGUUUGCAGCUCUUCGUCAGGCUGUGGGAUUGGAUGAACACAACUAUUUCGACACUGUGGCCUGCAGCAGUAAACCAUAUUUGGAAUUCAGGAGCAACUCAAAGAGUGGCCAAGACUUCUUUCUAAGUCAUGACAUGCAGUAUAUAUUCAAGUCAAACAGAAAAAGAGAUAUCCAAUUCUUUCUAUCAAUUCUACCGAGGUACUUGCAGCACUUUAUUGACUACCCUCACUCUUUGCUGGUGAAGUUUGUUGGAUGCUACACAAUCAAGCUCAAAGGGAAUAUAUUUUACCCUGCAGACAGGAUAGAGAGUAGGUUUGACAUCAAAGGUUGCACAGCAGGAAGGUUUCAGCAGCCAGUGGACCCAGGCUCUCAGGAGAUCACAGUUCUCAAGGACAAGAACUUUCUCAAUGAGGAACUGAACUUUG
Candidula unifasciata is the source of this 508-nucleotide messenger RNA. NCBI's taxonomy places the organism in Eukaryota, Metazoa, Mollusca, Gastropoda, Stylommatophora, Geomitridae. The record is from the annotation of a GenBank genome assembly.